Messenger RNA from Dermochelys coriacea (leatherback sea turtle), 2088 nucleotides. It is a transcript of the gene CHODL, whose product is annotated as chondrolectin. Lineage: Eukaryota; Metazoa; Chordata; Testudines; Dermochelyidae. The record is from RefSeq and is a predicted model, not a curated record. Gene Ontology annotation, biological process: positive regulation of axonogenesis. The coding region runs from base 206 to 1087 and encodes 293 amino acids. The transcript is spliced from 7 exons. Gene Ontology annotation, cellular component: cytoplasm.
UGCCCGGCACAAGAGCUCGGGCUGGCUAUAUAACAAGGCGCCGGCACGCCCCCGAGAGAGAGGCGCCGGGGCGCGGGAUUCGCUGGGCGCUCUGCGAGCUCGCGGCGCGGGUGCAAGCGGGGAGGCCCCCGCGGGGGAGGAAGCCGGCGGCGGCGGCCCGUGCGUGGUGCCGCCUGGGUUUUGCGCUGGGAGGCCUCCGGUCGCUAUGAGCGCCUCUCCCUCCAGGCUGAUCCCCCUGCUGCUGGCUGCCGCGGUGCUGUGGGGGCCGAGCUGCCUCUCCCUGCGAGUCCUCAGCGGUCAAAAAGUGUGUUAUGGAGAUUUCAAGCAUCCCUGUUACAAGAUAGCCUACUUCCAGGACUUGUCAAGACGUGUGGGCUUUCAGGAGGCCCACCAUGCCUGUGAAAUCGAUGGUGGUGUGCUUUUAAGUCUGGAAAGUGAAGCUGAACAGAAGCUCAUAGAAAACAUGUUACAAAACCUCACCAAGUCAGGCUCUGGAAUUUCUGAUGGUGACUUCUGGAUUGGAUUGUGGAGAAGCGGAGAGGGACAAGCAAUAUCAAGUGCUUGCCCUGAGCUCUACCAAUGGACUGAUGGAACCAUUUCAUCAUUCAGAAAUUGGUAUACGGAUGAACCUUCCUGUGGAAGUGAAGCUUGUGUUGUGAUGUAUCAUCAACCAACUGCAAACCCUGGUCUAGGGGGGGCUUACCUUUACCAGUGGAACGAUGACAGAUGCAAUAUGAAGCACAAUUUUAUCUGCAAGUAUAGUCCAGAUAAUGUCCUAGAAAAAGAACUAGGCGACAGAGCAGAGACAGAUUAUGAGGUUUUCCCAUCAGUGACAGCAGGAAAGCCUUAUGAUGAAAACAAACGAGAAGAUAAUUCCCAUGUAGUUGUUACUGAAACAGGUAUAAUUCCCAAUUUAAUUUAUGUUGUUAUACCAACCAUACCACUGCUGUUGUUGAUAUUAGUGGCUUUUGGUACUUGUUGUUUCCAGAUGCUGCACAAAAGUAAAGGAAGAACAAAAACCAGCCCAAACCAGUCCACAUUAUGGAUUUCAAAGAACCCCAGGAAGGACAGUACCAUGGAGGUAUAACAAUUUAAUGACUGAAAACAAAGCAAAAACAAUAUUUGACAGUCGGGCUUUAUUAUAAUGUCAUCUCAGCACAUUAGCUUGGAAUGGCUUGAGAUUGCAAUGGAUCAGCAACAUGAACUGUAAGCUCCCCCUUGAGGCAACUAUUCUGAUCAUUUUUGUAUGUAACAUUUGAUUAUUAAUUAAAUGAAACAUGUCAUGCUAAAUAAAGAAAGAGGAUGUGUCUAUUUUGCUAAGGGAAGUAACUCGGCUACAACUGAGCAAUGGAAGGGACAAUGCAUUUGAGGUUUAUAGGGGGAAAUAUCAACAAUAUGUGUCAGUUUUAAAAUUGUUUGUAGUAAUCAUUACAUUUUUGUUUCCUGUAGUCCCUCAUACAUUCUACUUUAGUUGGUGUACUGUAAAUUGAAUGGACAUAAAUUUACAGUGUAACAAAAUAAUUUUUCUUUGCAUAAAUAUUUGAUAUAAAUGGAUUGCUCAGUUAUUUACUUGCACAUUUUUCAAGACCGCUCUUGAUUCUUUAGGCACAGAAUUUAUUUUUAUCCUGUAGCUCAGAGACAGUUUCCAAUGCUGUGAAAUUGAUCUGCAAUGGCAAAAUUCAAGUAUUCAGGAAAAUCACUUGAUGCUGCAUAAUGAGUGCGCUUUGCUAGCAGAUGGCCCUAUCUUUUUGAUACAUUUCUCCAGAGUCAACAUAAAUCAUUCUGCCAAUCAUAAGAUAUGAUUUAAAUGCAGCCUUUAAUAUCAAUACUAUUUCCUUUGAAAAGACAAAAAUGAUAGGUAUCACUACAGUAUAAAGUCUGAGAUGUCAGUGAAUAUUUUAUGUAAAAAUUAUGCUUAAAAUGAAAGUCAAAAGUUUAUGAAAAACAGGAGCUAAUAUCUUUUGCAAGUAAUCAUGCAUUUUAGGAUCACACAGGAAAACACAUAUUUUUAAGUAACAUUGAUAUAUUAAUAUCGAUAUUAUAAGAAAAUUUGCUUUCUCCUAAUAUGCCAUAGUGAUACCUAAAUAG